UUAAUAUAAGGACACGUCCUUGUUUCUCGUGUAUUUGUUGUCCGGCUCUGCUGAAGAAAAGUCAGAAUGUUUUUUGAGUUGUUUUCAGCAACGACAUGGACUUUACUGGCUCUUCUAGUCACCCUGCUGUUACUGUAUGGAAUUUGGCCAUACAGGUUUUUCUCAAAGGUGGGGAUACAAGGACCAAGAACGCUGCCUUUCAUUGGAACAAUGCAUCACACAAGAAAGGGAAUAAUUGCUUUUGACCGGGAGUGCCAGACAAAAUAUGGAGAUGUCUGGGGGGUGUUUGAUGGACGAUUGGCAACUUUAUUGGUGGCCGAUCCUGAAAUAAUUAAAUGUGUGUUGGUGAAGGAGUGCUACUCUGUGUUUAUCAACCGCAGGGAUGCUAUAUUUAGUGGACCUUUGGAAGAUUCCAUUAUAUCAGUUAAAGACGAAAGGUGGAAACGAAUUCGGAGCACAAUAUCUCCAUGCUUCACCAGUGGAAGACUCAAGCAAGUUUAUCCUCUUGUUGCUCGCUAUGCAGAACGACUUAUUGAAAAACUUGGACAGACAAAUUUGGACGAGUCUGUGGAUCUUAAACAACUUCUGGCACCUUACAGCUUAGACGUGGUGACCAGUGCAUCUUUCAGUGUGGAGACAGACUCCAUAAACAACCCAGAAGACCCCAUCAGUGUUCAUAUCCAGAAGGUUCUGAACUUCAAACUUUGGCCCAUUUUACUACAACUGAUACUUCCGUUUGGUGGUCAGCUGCUGGAUCUUCUCAAAAUCGAGCCAAUGCCCAGACUCAGUGUGGAUUUUUUCUACAACCUCAUCAAGAGGUUCAAAGACCAGCAUAAUGUAGGAGAAUCUACUCGAGGAGACUUUCUGCAGGUGUUGAUUCAGAAUGAGAUACCAGAGUCGGACAUAAAGAGCGAACACGAGCAGCCCAGUAAAGGUUUGACUGAACAUGAGAUCCUCUCCCAGGCCUUCAUCUUCAUCUUCGGUGGCUAUGAUACCACCUCUGCCACUCUCUGUUACAUCUUUUACAAUCUGGCCACAAACCCUGAUGUUAUGCAGAAGCUGUAUGAAGAAAUCAAUGCCAGCCUCCAGAAAGAUGCUCCCAUUUCCUACGAGGCUCUGGACGGUCUUCAGUACCUGGACCAGGUUAUUAAUGAGUCCAUGCGUUUGCUUCCCACUACACCUCGACUUGAGAGAACCUGCAAAAAAACUGUGCAGAUCAAAGGCGUCACCAUCCCUGAAGGAACUCUGGUUGGGAUUCCUGUGCACCUGCUACACAUGGACCCUCGCUACUGGAGCUCACCUGAGCUUUUUAGGCCAGAGAGGUUUGAUAAAGACAGUGGGGAGGAGGUGAACCCAUACGCCUACAUGCCGUUUGGUCUUGGCCCUCGUAACUGUGUUGGGAUGCGCUACGCUAUCCUCGUCAUGAAGAUGAUCAUUGUCCGCAUCCUGCAGAAUUACACUUUGGAAACGUGCAAAGAAACCAUGAUUCCACUGCAGUUUAACUGGAGGUUUCAGCCGGUGAAGCCCAUAAAGCUCAAGAUGGUUCCCAGAAAACAAUAAUCCACGAGGGAACAUUUCCACAUAUCAUGCUUCUGAAAUCAAAACCAUGUUUUAACAUUUUUUAGCUUGUCUUGCAUGAACUAGCCCCAGAUUUGAGAAAAGAUCCUGUGUGGUCUUUGUGUAAAAAAUAAUUAAAAAUUUAAAAAGCAGUAAAUCUCACACUGUAUUGGUUUUGUAAAUAAAAUGUUUCACAAAUUUGA
Amphiprion ocellaris (clown anemonefish) is the source of this 1760-nucleotide messenger RNA. RefSeq names its product cytochrome P450 3A27-like. The record is from RefSeq and is a predicted model, not a curated record. Bases 67 to 1560 code for a protein of 497 amino acids. NCBI's taxonomy places the organism in Eukaryota, Metazoa, Chordata, Actinopteri, Pomacentridae. Gene Ontology annotation, molecular function: steroid hydroxylase activity; heme binding; oxidoreductase activity, acting on paired donors, with incorporation or reduction of molecular oxygen. The transcript has 13 exons.